Molecule: messenger RNA, 2016 nt
Organism: Plasmodium inui San Antonio 1
Lineage: Eukaryota; Apicomplexa; Aconoidasida; Haemosporida; Plasmodiidae
Exons: 1
Coding region: 1-2016 (671 amino acids)
Cellular component (GO): dynactin complex
Source: RefSeq, a predicted model, not a curated record
AUGAAAAACAAAGUCUACCUGUUGCUCGACGAGAAAUUAUUUAAACUGAAGGAGCUAUAUUUCUGCCUCAUUUGCUCAAAAAUAAAGAAUGAAUAUAAUCUGAAACAGGAAAUUGAAUACUACUUUUGCAAUGGCUGCACCCAAAUAUACACAAGAAGCGAGUCGGCAAUUUAUUCCUAUGAAUGUUUGCGCUGUUUCAAAUGUCCUUGCUGUUUUAGCUGCUUGACGAUCUCACAGAAAUGGUUGGAUAGGCCAGUUAAGAAGGUAUGCACAUUGGAGCCACUGAACAAAGGAGGAAAAGAUGGUAGCGCUUGGGGUAGUAACAAUCAAGAGACAAAUAAUGACCCAUGUGAAAAGCUUAACCAAAAUGGUGAAAACCACGUGGAGGGCGCUUCCACCGGCACAUUUUUCUCAAAUAAUGGGAAAAAAUCAAGCGAUGAGAAAAUUUUCUUCGAAGGGAAUAGCGCAUUAGGUAUGGAUGACGAAAAUGACAUACAAGGGGGAAGUAACAAAGUGAGUAGCAGGCUGUACGCCUUUUUUAAAAGAGGAAAGAAUGUGUUUUAUUUCAAGUGCCCCUACUGCUUAUGGUCCUCCAUCACCUCGGUGUAUAAUACAAAGUUGGACGAAUUAAUUGGCGACAUGAUACUAUCGGAAAGGAACUGCGUUUAUAAACGCUACUUCCAAACGGUGCUAGACGAGCUGUUAAGAAGCAAUGAACACCUGAAGGAGAAGAGAAACUUUAAAAGAACAAAUCAACAUGUCGCUUUGCAUAAGAUAGGGAAAUUAAAGUCCAUCCGCGACCUGAACAGUUACAUGGAAGCAUUCGGCACUACGAGGGAGGAUUACUCACUGGAGGGGGUAACAAGAAGAGCAGCCGCAAGUGUCGCGGCAAAGGAAGAGACAGAAAACACGCUCAUAUGUAAGUCUAAAAUAAAGGUGGACAGAAUGCGUCUGACAGAUAUCCUAAACGGGGAACAUAUUAAAAAUCGCGAAAUCUGUCGAGACAUUUUUGAGUUGGAAAAUGAACACGUGGAAUAUUUAGAUCCGAUGGAAUAUUCGCCACAGGGUGGGUUACCAGAGGUAGUGCAGCGCCGGGAAGGAAGAAGCGGCCUCAUGGGGGAUGAUCAUCCCAGUGGGGAGAGCCAAACUCUCGGCACGAGUGAAGCCCUUCCAAAGGAGCAGACCAUAGAAGAGUUAAAAAUACAGGCGAAUGGUACCCUCAUGAUUCACACAAAGAAUGACCUACCAAUUGGACACAUACAGGAUUACCCGUACAAUUAUUAUAAAGGCAUGAGCGCAUUGCAACCCCUGAGAAUGAAACUAAUAAACAUGAAAUCGAAGCGGUGCAGUACGUGUAAGCACUAUAUAUUGAAGCUUCAUAGUUCGAAUGUAGCUUCAUCCUUUCGACUGGAUAAUAAUGCAAUGAAAUUUAUCCCCAAAAUAUAUAUUAAUGACUUCAGAUUGGUGAAGAGAAAGAAUGGAAUUCUAAAUUUCGUUUUAGUGAAUCCACUCGACUCAGAAAUGAACAUAAAAGUAGUCCCCGAGAUCGAAAAUAAUUUUGUAAAAAAUCUGAAUGGGAGUAAAAUACCGAUGAAUUGCAAAUGCAGAGCUGCUUCCUUUGAGUUUACGAUGGACACAUAUGACGAAAUUAUAGAUGAACUGCUAAAUGAAGAAAAAAAUGACAUCAAAGAUGUUUUCACGCGUGAAUACAUUAUUGUAAAGAAGCAGAAUAACAUGGCCUUAAUAAUUAUGAGCUUUUUUUACACAGACGAGGGGGAACCUGUCCGUGACGAAUUUUAUUCAGAAAAAGACAAGCCAGGGGAUAACCCUCAGCAGGGGAAUCAAGAUAUCGAUUUAUCCGCUGAUCAGGUGAGGAAACUAAAUUUCCCGCUAACUUUGGAGUGUUCCUUUUCUGACAAAUCGAAGAAGCUACACAAAUUAAAGCUAAAUCUUCUCUUCACCAAUAACAUCAGUUUGCGUCCCUUUCGCCAUUAUGCAUUGCGUGACUGCGAUUAG